Messenger RNA from Bombyx mandarina (wild silkworm), 825 nucleotides. RefSeq lists its product as uncharacterized. The record is from RefSeq and is a predicted model, not a curated record. NCBI's taxonomy places the organism in Eukaryota, Metazoa, Arthropoda, Insecta, Lepidoptera, Bombycidae.
AUGUCGUGGUCAGAUGGAUCAACUGGGGGUUUAAAAAAACCAAUUUCGAAAGGACAGCGUGUAGUAAUAGUGCAUGCUGGCUCCGAAGAUGGAUUUGUUCCCAAUGCCCUUCUUUUGUUUAAAGCUGGCACAAAAUCUGGUGACUACCACGAUAACAUGAACUAUUUGAACUACGAAAAAUGGCUGCGUUGUCAAUUGCUACCAAAUCUGCCACCAAAUUCCGUUGUAGUAGUCGACAAUGCGUCAUAUCACAAUAAACAGUCUGACCCCGCCCCAACUGCCAAUGCCAAAAAAGUCUAUAUGAAGAAAUGGUUACAAGAAAAAGAAAUUCCAUACGAUGAAAACAUGUUGAAACCCCAGCUUUUUAGCUUGAUUAAAGCACAUAAGGAACAACACAAAACAUACAGCAUUGAUAAAAUUUUAUCAAACCACAACCAUUCAGUGCUUCGCUUACCUCCAUACCAUCCAGACCUCAACCCAAUUGAAAUGGCUUGGGCAGCUAUUAAAGGGUAUGUCAGUAGCAAAAAUGUCGACUGGAGCACUGGCAAAGUAAUAGAGCUAGUGAAGGAAAAGGUCGCGGUGAUGGGUGCUCCGGAAUGGGGUAGAAUAUGUCAAAAGAUAAAAGAUAUUGAGGCGGAGUAUGUAAAAAGUGAUCAUGUGGUAGAUUUAGUCACUGAUGAGUUUGUAAUUUUUGCUGACGAUGAUUGCGACACGGAUGAAGAAAGUAGUGAUGAUGAUGAUGAUGGUCAUGAUUAUGAUAGCGAAAAAACAAUUAAAAAUACCAGCUCAGCUUCAGCUGAUCCAAGACCUAGCACCAGCUCCUAG